This is a messenger RNA of Mixia osmundae IAM 14324, 652 nucleotides long. RefSeq lists its product as uncharacterized. The coding region runs from base 67 to 645 and encodes 192 amino acids. The record is from RefSeq and is a predicted model, not a curated record. NCBI's taxonomy places the organism in Eukaryota, Fungi, Basidiomycota, Mixiomycetes, Mixiales, Mixiaceae. Gene Ontology annotation, molecular function: peroxiredoxin activity. The transcript is spliced from 3 exons.
CUUAACGUAAGCCUGUGAGGAGCCUUGACAUCGACUUCCUGCGUGAGUCGCGUCGGACGAGCCGAGAUGAGCGCAAGCAAGGACGACCCUCGCCCUGCACGAAUAUCCUACCGCUACCCUUCUCCGGGCUCGUCCCAAGUCGCCGACGAGACGCGUGAACGUCGACAGCGCCAAGGCGAACACGGCCUGCUUCCUCUAGACGGCAUCUUACUCCAUAGUGAACCCAUCUGCGCAGGAUGGAAUGCUCUGAUGGGUCAAAUCAGACGCGGCACGACAAUGCCACCCUUGCUCAUCGAAGUACUCAUCCUACGCGUGGCCGUACUCAAUGAAGCCACUUUCGAAUGGGAAGCACACUUGCAAGAUGCUCACAAGGCCGGUAUUACCUCUGAUCAGCUUCACAAAGUCCGCCAGAUUGAGCUCAAGCGUGAUGAUACUUUUGAGCCGGCCUACUGGGCAGCCUUGGCCAUUGCGGAUGCGUCAACUCGUCAUGUCAAAGUACCACAAGAGACCUUUGAUGAGCUCAAAUCGCACUUUGAUGAGAGAGAGUGCGUAGAGAUCAUGGCAACGAUCGCAUCUUACAAUAUGGUCUCUCGCUUCUUGGUUGCUUUCAAUGUCGAUGGAGCCAAUGCAAGGUCACUGCCAUGAUAGUGUU